AUGCAGCAAUCUGACGAAUUAAUGGGAUCAGUGGAAAACUCUAAAUCCUAUGCACCUCAAUCACAGACAUCGCUUGUAACUCGCAGCUCCAGUCAUCGACGGGAAGGAGAAGGUGGUGGCUGUUGGCAGCGUACCAAAGACUACCUCACAACACUUUAUCGUAAUACACGAGAACGUGAAGUUACUCCACGUCUACUCGCCAGUUUAUGUUGUAUUCUAUUGUUGCUACUACUAUUCUUUAUCCUGCUAGGAAUCAUUCUUAACGCCUUAUUCAAUACAUAUUCGGUAACCGAAUUUUUGUUAUACCCCCCAGUAUGUGAAGAAUGUCGACGAAAAAAUGGCAAUACCAUCACAGCGGCAUUACCAUCGUCUGUCUUCGUCCACUUUUAUUCUCCUCAACAAGCACAUUUUGAAUUGCGCGGAAAUUUGCCAUUUAAGAGCAAUUCAUUCACUGCCAUCGACUUCCAAACGGGUUACAUAGCUAUCGCCGAUCAUGCUUUGACGGACUCGAAUGGCCGACACACUGUUUGCUUUAUAAUGCCACUAGAUCGCUCAGCAAUUCCAAGUAUGGAUGCUCUGAAAGAAGCUGUUAGUGACAGCGAUUAUGAGAUACAAGCCCACUUUGGAUGGCAAGAAUUCUGGCAGUUUGAUGCUGAACCCAUUGAACCUGUCGCCGCAAACUCUAAAUUCACAGAUAGAAUUGAAGACUGCACUAACGCUAAAUGGUAUUUUCUUAAACAAGCAGUUCAUAGCAGAGAUGUUUCCUGCUCUGAUUGCUAUGACUUCUGCUUACCUGAUUGGGCAGUUGUUCGCAAAGAGAAAUAUGAAGACCAGAGCACUAUUGGAGUGCGACGGUUAGAUUGCUUCCGAUUAUAUGUUCCAGAGUGGAGGAACUUUAGGUGGGUAAUAGCAAUUGUGUUUACUGCUCUGCAAAGAAACAGCAAAGGAAUUGCGGUAAAAUCACUCCAAAGAACAAAAAAUAUAAAAUUUUUAAAUGUCAUUUAA
This is a messenger RNA of Strongylus vulgaris, 1005 nucleotides long. NCBI's taxonomy places the organism in Eukaryota, Metazoa, Nematoda, Chromadorea, Rhabditida, Strongylidae. The record is from the annotation of a GenBank genome assembly.